Besnoitia besnoiti is the source of this 819-nucleotide messenger RNA. RefSeq lists its product as uncharacterized. Lineage: Eukaryota; Apicomplexa; Conoidasida; Eucoccidiorida; Sarcocystidae. The transcript has a single exon. The record is from RefSeq and is a predicted model, not a curated record. Bases 1 to 819 code for a protein of 272 amino acids.
AUGGAGCAUGAGUACACAAAUUCGCGGUCCGUAUGGGCGGGAGAGAGCGAGUUCCCUUCAACAGCCGCCGCUUCCUCCGAUGGAGAUCUACAAGACUCAAAAGACUUCAGCUCGAUUAUUCAGGCACGCCAUACCCCCGGCGUCGUCGACCCUCGUCCUGCCGGAGGAGAGCAAGUUGGUCACCGGGGUGUCCCUAAAACGAAUGCACUGGCGGACGGUCGCCGGCAAAGGUACGAGCGCAAGCGAGGUGAUACCGGUCUUUUUAUUGCCGGCCUGAUUGCUCUCACUCUUAUGGGUGUGUAUGGCGCCAAACGUUUGGUCCGCGACCGCUUCACGGCGACGGUCAGUGCAGAGCAAAGCGCGCAUGAACUACAGGUGACGGCCGCUUCAGAAGCCCCUUCCCACCCCAAACCCGCGAGUCCCGACAAAGCAGUGCCUGCAAAUCAGAGUGACAGUGGGAUUGAAGUAACUAGGGAGCCUGUCAAUGCAGCUAUCGAAAAGGAAGCGUCAGUUCUGCGCGAUUUUAUGGACAGGAUGCCGUGGAUGAACUUCAUCAUUCUGCACUAUCCUCUUAUAAUUGCCUUAUAUUCCCCUGUGGUGGCCCUUGUCGCAUGCAUGCUGACGUUUUAUUUUCGAGAGGUGCCCGGAGCACUCGACCGAGCCUUCGGCAAGAAGCUAGUUAACAGUGUGGUCAGCACAGCGAGAGUCCUUCUCGGCAGUGCUGGGACGGCGCUCGAGUCCCUGGCAAAUACUAGGAGCAAGAAGCCAAAGCGCAAAGAAGGGGGAUCCGAUAGGGAGAAUCCCGGCAGAAUCAGCUGA